AUUUUGAAAAAGGGUACGCGUUGUACUGAUUUACGUUCCAAUGGACCGUGCAAUCUGCCUGCGGAGAUGGCAGCCAGGUAGCUUAUUGCCAACCAAUUAUUAUUUUGCUAUGGAAAAUGUAUUUACUUCUCAAAUGUGGUAUGUGGCCAUAUGUUUUCAAGUCGUGUAGGACUAAUCAAUGAAAGGGAUACCACGGCGCCUCCCACUCAGUGCAUAACAACGCCUAUUUCUUGCAUCUCAAAGACAGCGUUUAACGUUACUAACGUUAGUUUACUUGCCUAUGAUAUUCUGUUUGUGCUUCGGAUUGCCAAAUGUGUUAACUACAUUGCUGGGAGGAACCCAGAGUCAACAUAUCCACCCUUUAAAGGACAUGGAGAAAGGGUAACAUCAUGCUCAGUACCGAGAUGAGAGGGCGAAGGAGCAUAUGAAGAUGUCCCUAAAGACUGCUAAAAGAUGGUGCUUUAGACUGUUCGCUGUUGUACUGUUCUUAGUCUCCUACUACUGCUCCCACGUCUUCCUUCAGAGUUAUGGAGGCACCAGCAAGUCUCCUUUGACUCCUAGCAAGUCACUGUGUGGCGGCUGGCUAAAGCAGAAGAAGUGGGAGAGCCUCAAUUUUAACAUUAGCAGACAAACAGAGCUCUUCUUCAAACUGGAUGAUUUCUUCUGGCGACAACAUCAGUCCACAUUAGCGUUGCCCUACGGUAUUAAAGGAAGUGAGUUACUGCUGCUGAGAGUGUUAGCCAUUAUUGCCAAUUACAAAAUGCCGGCCAGCAUUGAUCGUCUAGACUGCAGAACAUGUGCAGUCAUAGGAAAUGGGUUUGCCAUUAAAAACAGCUCCUUGGGGGGCGUCAUCAACGAGUAUGAUGUGGUGAUCCGGCUGAAUGAUGCCCCUGUCAGAGGUUAUGAGGAUGACGUGGGGAACAAGACCACUAUGCGUCUCUUCUACCCUGAGUCGGCCUCCUACAACCCCAGCAUGCACAACGACCCCGACACCCUUAUGGUCCUAGUGCCUUUCAAACAGCAGGACCUCCGCUGGCUCAAAGAGAUCCUGUACGACGAGAAGAGGGUGAGGAAAGGUUUCUGGAAGCCCCCUCCACAGAUCUGGCUGGGCAGGACCAGUCGCAUCCGGGUGCUGGACCCUCACUUCCUGCAUGGGACGGCCAGCAGUCUGCUACAAAUCCCACUUCAACCAAAGAGCAAACAGCGAGCCCCUGUGUCAGAGACUGAGGCUGUGCACUCUUUGGACUGCUGAAAUGCAAACACAACUGGCUGGUGUCUGUGCCGAGGGAACAGUGGGAAAGAAGGGGUCCUGCAGGCGAUCAGCGGGGCAGCCCGAGCAUAGCACUCCUCCAUCUGCGUGGCCCUACAGGCAAGAUGAGCUCAACCUUGGCUGGCUGUCUCCUGGCUGGCUGGGUGUCUGGCUGGAGGGCGUAGGCUGUUUACUCUGAGCGAGAACAGGAACAGGAACCAUGCCGAGCACUCGAUCCUGGCCCCUUUGCCCUCAUUCCCCUCUCCCCUGUCACUUUCCAGGGUCACGGGCCCGACCGCAGCCCCACAACCCCGAUGCCAAACUCUCACCCCCUCCCUGUGGCUGCCAUGUUGGCAGUCAUCCACAUGCCCUGUGAGAAGGCAGCAGCAGCAGGCUGGUUACAAUACAGAGGCUGACUGAGCUGAGGAGAGCUAGAGGGCUAACUAAUGCCCCUGUCAGUCAGACAGCCCCCACCGCCACCCCCUUCCAAAACAAAGGUCCGACUCCCACCAAUCUGGUCUGCUUGGCGAACAGCAGUGACAAUAUUCACCUCACCAAGGCUCCAUGGGCCAAUGUCCAAACUAUGCGAGGCACUACAGAAGUUGGAGCGCUCGGUGACCGACCACAUGAGACUAAUGCACACAGAAUGUCAGAUUUAGCCGAGCCAGGCUCAGGAAGAAAAGGCACUUAUGCUAAGUGCAUUAGGAACCAGGUUUGGAGGAAUGUCCCAUACAGUGUGAUGAAGAGAGGAGAAGCACAGGUUUGAGAACUUGGUUUCUCCAGUUUCUCUCUCCUUAGGGCACGAGUAAUGGCUGUCCAGGUCAGACAGCAUGCUUGUAAAGCCCUGCAGGACUCACUGACUGACUCACUGACUCACUCACUCACUCACUCACUCACUCACUCACUCACUCACUCACUCACAGACAUUUACCUUGGAAAGGCUCCUGCACUCAGUAUUGGUCUGCCAUUUUGAAGGUUUUAUGUAUUGUUGUUUUAUUUUUAUUUUAUUUGGCUGAUUUAUACUGCAGACCCACAGCACCUCAGUAGGGUUCUAUUGGAAGGAAUUGAGAAAGCAGUAGGCGGGAAUAAUGUGCCUGAACAAGAAGCUUCCUUGGAAAUGGUGGGUUGUUGAGUAAACCAAGGUUAAUGAUUACAUGGAACAGAUAAGGGAGAGUCGGGUAAGUUGAGCCAAAGGGAUAAGUUUAGUCACCCCAUCAUUUCAGUCUGUGAAGGAAGAAACCACAUGGAAAAAGUGGUAAACAACUUAGGGCCAAAAAACGGACUUUCACCAAGUCAAAUUAAUUUAUUGUGUUAGAGGUUUCACGAUGCUUGUAUCUAAACCAAAGUAGAUACUUUUAAGAUUGUUCUUAAAGGCAAUAUCUCUUCAAUCAAAUCAAAUGCUAUUUGUCAAAUGCGCCGAAUA
Messenger RNA from Oncorhynchus mykiss (rainbow trout), 2672 nucleotides. Its product is annotated as CMP-N-acetylneuraminate-beta-galactosamide-alpha-2,3-sialyltransferase 4. Gene Ontology annotation, molecular function: sialyltransferase activity. The record is from RefSeq and is a predicted model, not a curated record. Gene Ontology annotation, biological process: glycolipid biosynthetic process. NCBI's taxonomy places the organism in Eukaryota, Metazoa, Chordata, Actinopteri, Salmoniformes, Salmonidae.